Molecule: messenger RNA, 765 nt
Organism: Gallus gallus (chicken)
Lineage: Eukaryota; Metazoa; Chordata; Aves; Galliformes; Phasianidae
Product: PHD finger protein 7-like
Exons: 7
Coding region: 1-765 (254 amino acids)
Cellular component (GO): nucleus
Source: RefSeq, a predicted model, not a curated record
AUGCUCUUAGCAUCUUUAUCCAGUGACAUCGAUGACGGAGUUGAGUGUAGCCUCAGCAUGUUUGCUGACGGCACCAAGCUGAGUGGCGCAUUUGACACAGUGGCAGGAAAGGUUGUCAUUCAGAGGGACCUCAACAGACUUGAAAGAUGUUUGCCAACACCAUUUCCGAAGCACGACCAGCAUGGGUGGGACCUGAAGGGCCUCCCCGUUGCUGUCGUCAGACGCGCAGUCAGGCAGGCAAACCAGAAGCAAUGCUUUGUCUGUGGCGAGAGGGGGGCUGCCAUCACGUGUGCAGAGAGUGGCUGCGAACGCAGCUUCCAUCUGCCCUGCGCCAUGGAUGGGGAAUGCGUCACCCAUUUCUUUGGGCCACGCAGCUCCUACUGCUGGGAGCACCGCCCUUCACAGGAAAGUCGGGAAGCUCCAGCUGAAGGCACCAACUGCCUCAUCUGCCUUGAGCCCGUGGGGGACAGCUUGUCCUACCACACCAUGGUGUGCCCAGCGUGUGCGCACUGCUGGUUCCACCGGGGCUGCAUCCAGCAACAGGCCUUGAAUGCUGGCGCUUGGUGCUUCCGGUGCCCCAGUUGUCAGGACAUCCUCAUGUUCUUAGCAGAGAUGUUCCUCAUGGGGAUCCAUAUCCCACUCAGAAGACCACUAUGGGAGGAAAGUGAUGCGUAUGAAUCACUUCUAGAGAGGCACAGCCGCUGCAAUGCCUGCGAGUGCCUUUACCGUGGCGGCAGAGAGCAGGCAGAGAGAGAGGGGGACUGA